Messenger RNA from Cicer arietinum (chickpea), 1656 nucleotides. RefSeq lists its product as uncharacterized. Lineage: Eukaryota; Viridiplantae; Streptophyta; Magnoliopsida; Fabales; Fabaceae. The record is from RefSeq and is a predicted model, not a curated record.
UGUCACCACUCACGCUGCCUGUCUGCACUCUCUAUCAUAUGCUUAAAUUAUUAAUUAAAUUAUUACAUGAUAUAUGAUGAUAGCACACCACAACAUACGAUUCUUCUCCCCCUUGUUAUAUUUACCCGUCAUUUCCUCUUUUCUCAUUUUUGUUCUCUCUCCUCUCCUUCUCUCUCUACCUGAAGGAGCAGCGGCGUCACCUUCCUUCUACAACGAGACGACCUCAAUCGCAUCGACCAACUUAGAUCUUCUUCAAUCCCAAAGAUUUCGUUUCGCUCUCUCUUUCAAUUUCGCUUCUAAUUUACUUAAUUAACUGUUGAACAUUUAAGAUGCCAAAGGAGAGAAAAGAUAGGUCUUUGUCACAUGAUAGUAGCAGAACAUCACCUUAUCCAAGCAGCUCUAGUCGUGUAAAAAGAUCUACUUCUAAAACUCCUUUAGAGUCCGAAGAAAGUAUAAAAGAAUGGGAAGAAGCUAGGUGUCCCGUCUGCAUGGAGCACCCUCACAAUGCAGUUCUCCUCAUAUGUUCAUCCCACGAGAAAGGAUGCCGCCCAUAUAUGUGCAACACUAGCUAUCGCCACUCAAACUGUCUGGAUCAGUUCUGCAAGUCAUUUGCAGAACCCUCACCGCCAACCGUUCCCCAAGUAGAUAGUGAAAUUUCAAACCCUGAAUCACCUCAAGUACAAAGCAGCACUGAAGCAAAUAUCAUUGAUGUGCAAGAAGAAACUAGCGAGGGAUUUGUUACAAUGCAAUCCUUGUCUUGUGAAGACGAGACAAAAUCAAAGCUAGUAUGCCCUCUGUGUAGAGGGCAAAUAAAAGAGUGGAAAGUAGUUGAUGGGGCUCGUCAUUUCAUGAAUGAAAAGUCAAGGAGCUGUUCUUGUGAGAGUUGCAACUUCACUGGUACAUAUACAGAUCUCAGAAAGCAUGCAAGAGUUGAUCAUCCUCUUGAGCGUCCAUCUGCGGUCGACCCAGAGCGUCAGCGUAAUUGGAGGAGGUUGGAGCGGCAGAGGGAUCUUGGUGACCUGCUUAGCACACUUCAAAAUUCCUUUGGGGAAAAUAGGGUUGACGAUGGCGUCGGUCUUGCUCCCAUAGAUGAUGGUGGUUUACUAGCUGUAUUCUUCCUCAUUCUUCAACCUGCAUCUGUAUCUAGAGGAACCACAGGAACUAGACUCCAGAUGAGAAUUAGGAGACCAUCUAGACUCUGGGGCGAAAACUAUGAGGCAGAAUCUGGAUCUGCUACUAGAGAUGAUGCAACAAAUGAGUCUUCAGAUGGAGGCUCUGAUAAUAGAAGGCGCCGUGUUCGGCGACGCAUUCAAACACCCGACAGUCAGCCAUAACUUGGAAUAUCAGAUGUUUCAAUUUGAAUUGUUGAUGAUGUUCCCAAGUAAUAGGUGGAACAACAAGAGAAAGAGGAGAGUUUCCUAUCAAGUGUGGAACAGUUCUUGGUUUACAUUGAUGAUUGUCAAAGAAUGAGAAGGAUGUGAUUCGUUGAGUAUCCCAUAAUCUGUUUAUUUAUAACAUUUUUACCCUUCAUCUUUGGUGCGAUUUCUCCAGAAUUCCAAACAAUUUAGUUUGAAAUAAAUAUACUGUUUGUUUCUUUUCUUCUCUACAAUCUAUAUAUAUGCAAGGAAAAAAAAAAGCUGUGUGAAAUAUUGAUAA